UGUAAGUAGAAGCUGUCCGGCAGAUCAUAUUCGCAGUAGAUUGAGUGACAAAUUAUCAAAAGUUUAUGUCGGUGCGUUCAUUGCCGAUUGGUUAACCCUUCUGACCUGUAUCUAACGAAACAGUUAGCGCUUCAACAUGAUUCUACUACUGCUAUGUUCAAUAUGUUUAAUGUCGCUCAUCUGGUUGGUCACCACGGUGAUUAGCAACAUGUUAUUGUCUCGUGAACUUCAGCGCAAGCUGCCGAAAUUCCAAAGCAUUCCCGCAGUGCCGGUGCUGGGCUCGGGUUAUCUCUUCCGAAAGGAUCCAACGCCGCCCGGAAUUUUCGAAGCUUUCAAUCAAUUGCAUCAGCGCUACGGUAAUGAUAUGAUCAUGCAAAACUUUCUCAACGCACCGAAUCUGUUGGUCACCAGUGCAAUGGUGGUGAAGCAGGUGAUACACGCCAAAACGAUAAGGAAAUCUAUUAUCUACGAGUUUAUGAAACCGUGGGUAAACGAAGGUCUGAUUACGGCGUUGGGCAAAAAGUGGGCUCUGCGUAGAAAAAUCAUUACCCCAGCGUUUCAUUUUAAGAUUCUGGAAGAGUUUUUGACCACAUUCAACCAACAAUCGGAAGUAUUUAUCACCAAACUGCAGAAACAUUCUGGAAAAGGUGAUUUCAAUAUCUACGAGUACGUCACCCUUUGUACGUUGGAUAUCAUCUCCGAAACUGCCAUGGGGGUGAAAAUAAAUGCGCAGCAUAAUUCUACCUCAUCCUACGUGAAGUCUGUUAAAGAAAUGUCCAACAUUAUAUUCAAGCGGUUAUUCAGCAUGACUCGGGAGUACAGCAUAUUUUUCCGCGCAUCUAAGGCUGCCCAACGCCAAAAGGCUACGCUAUCCGUGCUGCACGGUUUCACCGACAUGGUCAUUCGGGAACGGAAAACACAGCUUCAAAAUGAUCUUCAGUCACAACGUUUAACACAGCAAAAGUUGGACGAAACGGAUGUCUAUGGGAAACGUAAAAUGACACUUCUGGAAAUACUGCUGAAUGUUUCCGUGGAUGGUCAUGGAUUGAGCAAUACAGAUGUUCGAGAGGAGGUGGAUACGUUUAUGUUUGCCGGUCACGAUACUACAACGGCUUGCAUCAGCUUCUGUGCGUACCACAUCGCUCAGAAUCCGCUAGUACAGGAUAGAAUCGUUUCCGAGAUGGCACAGAUACUCGGGGAGGACUUCAAAAAUGCGGAGUUAACCUACAGCUUGCUGCAGGAGCUGAAGUAUUUGGACAUGACAAUCAAGGAGGUAUUACGGAUUCAUCCGUCAGUGCCCUUCAUUGGCAGAAAAUCGGCUGAUGAUAUGGUUAUCGAUGGAGCCAAAAUUCCUGCUGGUAUUGACAUUGCCAUUAUGAUCUAUGCUAUGCAUCACAAUCCAGAGGUGUUUCCUGAUCCGGAAAAAUUCGAUCCUGAACGUUUCAAUGAGGAAAACAGCAGUAAACGACAUCCCUACAGUUACAUUCCGUUCAGCGUUGGAGAAAGAAACUGUAUUGGACAGAAGUACGCCUUGCUGGAAGUUAAGGCAACGUUGGUCAAACUGCUCGGAUUCUAUCGGCUGUUACCGUGUGAUCUGGAUAAGAAGGUUCGAGUUAUGGCUGACGUUACACUUCGUCCGGUGAAUGGGACUUUUGUCAAAAUUGAAGCUCGGUAAUUCAAGUCCUUGUUGUAUCUCCGGGUUACUAUCGGCUGCGAUGCUUCCUGAAUUGAUAAAUCAGGUUGACAAAAAAAUCAGUUUGUAAUCUAUAACAUUCCCCUUAUCGCAGAUAGCAACAACAAUAACUAACGCCCGAACAAACAAUGUUUCUAUUCAAUGAGUAGUUUUUUUUAAUAUUUUCGAAGUAAUAUAGUAGAAAAUACAAGUCACACGAGAAAGGCAUCAUCACACCACUAGGUUGAUUAAAACAUGUUUUUAUAUUAUUUAGAGUGUUUGGCAAAAUAUUGAAUAGCAAAAAAUCAAAAUCAAUAUUUUGCAUAUCUUCAUAAAACUGAGUCAAAAAUUAUAAGAAAAAUAUCUCAGUAUUUUUAAAUCCAUCGAAUUCUAUAAAACUACGUUAUUUCUGUACAUUAUUUCUUCUUUUUACCAAGAGUGCAAAAAUCUUCUUCAAUUUUUUGCUACAACAUAUCACAAACCUGUUUUACUCCACCUAUUGAUGCAUUGAUAUCCUUAUCGUAUAACUCAUGUUUUUCAUAAAUAUUACUAAGGGAAAACUUUAAAACACUUCGAGGAAUCUUGGAUAAAAACAAGAAUUAAGGUUUUUUUUUGCUGGUAUCUUUUUAGCAACACUGUUUUUUACCGAUCACGAGUGAAUCGUGUCUUGUGUCAUUUGCAAAUUGUUCAGUUUGAUCUAUAAUUCAAUCAAGAAUCGUCGUUUACUCUAUAAAUUAAUCAUUUAAUUAGAUACGUCAACAAGCAAACUUGACACUACCAAUGCAUCCCAAAAAAGUCACUGGUUGAUGUAGAUUAUAGGCCGGUGGCAUUAUUCGUGAAAUAUCGGCCGAUAUGGUGAGCCAAAAUUGUUCCUAAACCCGGCCAACAUUUGCAUGAUAUCAUCUUCAAACAUUAAAUUAUAUUGA
This is a messenger RNA of Malaya genurostris, 2598 nucleotides long. RefSeq names its product cytochrome P450 4c3-like. Gene Ontology annotation, molecular function: heme binding; monooxygenase activity; iron ion binding. NCBI's taxonomy places the organism in Eukaryota, Metazoa, Arthropoda, Insecta, Diptera, Culicidae. The coding region runs from base 137 to 1675 and encodes 512 amino acids. The record is from RefSeq and is a predicted model, not a curated record. The transcript has 2 exons.